UGAAACACCUUCAGACAGUACAGACAAGCUGAGACCAAGCCUUGACAGCAGCGUGGAGAGAGGGAUGCCGCACACUGAAGGGGAGCAGCAGGGCUGUGGAGGCUCCAGCAGGGGGCGCAAGCAGCAGCGGGAAGAGGAAGAGGAUCACGUGGAGCAGUCAAAGAAAGUUUGUUGGCGAGAGGGGUGUGGAUCAUCUCAGCUUCCAGCCCAAACUAGUACAACCCAGGUGUCCUUCCCUUUCCUGCUCGGACCCAGAGGGCCGUGCAUCAGCACGUCCCAGCUCCAGGUGAUCCUCCUGCAACAGUUUGGACCCAAAGAGCUGAACAAACAGAGCCAGCACAGACCAUCUGUCCUCCGCCGAGGAACACAGACCCUGGCCCAGGAUCUGAGCUCAAGCCUCGCCUCUGACCCCACCCCCUUGGCAGCAUGCAAGGAAGAAGGUGGUGGGGGCGUCAGAGGGAGCUCACUCCAGCCAGCCAGCCACACCCCUCAGGCCACUGGCCACACCCCAUGGCCCAGGAGGUCUGGCCUGAAGCAGAGCUCCUCCCAGUCCGGGCCCAGUGACAGCCCAGCCACCCCACCUGCAGAGGGCAGCAGUGUGCUGUAUGUGAAGGGGCAGUGCAGAUGGCCCGGCUGUAAGGAGGUCUUCCAGGAAUUCCCCAGUUUCCUACAGCACCUGUGUUUGCAGCACAGGUUCAGUGACCACAGCGCCUCCCAGUGGCAGUUUCAGAGAGAAAUAGUGCAGCAACUGGAGAAUCAGCUCACUGUGGAGAAACAGAGGCUCCUGGCCAUGCAACUCCAUCUGCACCUGCCCGAGCACACAUCUACCUGCACUCCCUUGGGGGCCCAGGAAGAGGGGCCAGACAGGGAGGAGAGUCCACAGGCCAGAGCCCCUCCGGCCCCAGCCAGGGACCGCACACCCCCCCACAGGGCCCAUGGCAAGGAGGGCCAACUACUGCCACAGGGGUACUGGCACACCCCUGCCCACCACACCCUCCCAGGAUUCAUCCCCAGCAUAGAGUGUUACAAGUACAACAACAUCAGACCACCUUACACCUAUGCUGAUCUGAUCCGAUGGGCAAUUCUGGAGUCCCCGGAUAAGCAGCGGACCCUGAGUGAGAUCUAUCACUGGUUCACCGGAAAGUUCUUCUACUUCCGGCACAACACAGCUACCUGGAAGAACGCCGUGCGGCACAACCUGAGCCUGCACAAGUGCUUUGUGCGUGUAGAGGGGGAAAAGGGCGCCGUAUGGACCGUGAACGAGGCAGAGUUCCAAAAGCGGAAGGGACAGAAGUUUAGCAGGGACCAGGACCUGAUGUGGUUCGCUCCUUCUUCCUUCCUGUACCCCCAGGAGAGCAGAAUUUCUGGUCUGACAGGAAGUCCAGGAGAUGGGCAUCACAGAGUGCACUCAUAGAAAGCUGGUGUACAACGACAGGGUAGUGCCACACAUUCUAUACACCCGCCAGAUACUCCUCUCCUUGUUCUUAAUAUCUAGCCAAUCAUUAUCUAACUGGCUUAUUCCUGGUCAGAGUCGCAGGGGGCUGGAGCCCAUCCCAUCAUGCAUAUGGUGAGAGGCAGGGCACACGCACUCAUACACUCGUACCUGUGCUCAAUUUAGAGCCUCUAACGAGCCUAACCUGCAUGUCUUUGGACUAUGGGAGGAAACCAGUGUACCCAUUAGCAUUAAAGAGUUCUAUAUCCCUAUAUUUAAAGCUGCAACAUUAUAGUUUGAUGCAUGCUUAUGCAUAUUUGGGUAUAUAGUGUGUGGCCAAAAACGGCCACAGUGGCAGUGGGUUUUCUGUACUGUAAAUAGGGUCCAAAACAUUUUUCUAUUAAUCUGUCAAUGAAAUCCAGGAAUUUAUCUGGGGUUAUUUGAGGUUUUAGAAAACACAGGAGAAUACUGUUAUAGUUUAGAAUAUACAAAAAUCUGUGUGGGAAAAAAAGUUUCUUUUGAGCAAUGUACAGUAACUCUGUAACUCACUUCUGAGUGAUAAUAGGUUGAGCAUAAAGUGUUAGCUGCAGCAGAGAGGACAAAAGGAAUGCAGGAUCUGACAAUCUGGUUAACAUACAGAAUCUGUGGCAAAAAUACAUUACAGGUCCAUUUAAAAGAGCUUAUUUUACUGUUUCCUGCUGUUAUCCUUUAUUGUGUGCUUGUUUUAUGGAUGAGCCUUGAAAUAAGGUAUUUUCUCAAGAACAUGCAUCAGAUAUUGUGUAGAAGAAAAAACAUAUUCAAAGGUAGGUGGAGAUUAACCAGUUUGCUAUUUUGCAAAUGAGAAUAGGGGCAUUUUACUGUCUAGGUAAUAUUGUUUUUCAGUGCUUCAUAAAGUGUCUGCUUGAAUUUUAUAUGACCAUAGAAACACACUCAAAUACUGUAAUUACAGUAGUUAUGAAACUACAGUAUAAUAUAAUGCAUACACUAUGUGUUCAACUUUCAGUACAAAUUGGUAUUCCCUCUUUCUCAGCAAUGCAUUCUACUCCAAACAUAUCAUAUGAUAAUGACACAUUUACAAGUUUUGCAUGUGAAAAAAACAGUGAUGUACUG
Molecule: messenger RNA, 2542 nt
Organism: Conger conger (European conger)
Lineage: Eukaryota; Metazoa; Chordata; Actinopteri; Anguilliformes; Congridae
Product: forkhead box protein P3-like
Exons: 14
Coding region: 65-1414 (449 amino acids)
Biological process (GO): regulation of transcription by RNA polymerase II
Cellular component (GO): nucleus
Molecular function (GO): DNA-binding transcription repressor activity, RNA polymerase II-specific; RNA polymerase II cis-regulatory region sequence-specific DNA binding
Source: RefSeq, a predicted model, not a curated record